Messenger RNA from Amphimedon queenslandica, 490 nucleotides. Its product is annotated as espin-like. Lineage: Eukaryota; Metazoa; Porifera; Demospongiae; Haplosclerida; Niphatidae. The record is from RefSeq and is a predicted model, not a curated record. Gene Ontology annotation, cellular component: nucleus. Gene Ontology annotation, molecular function: protein binding. Gene Ontology annotation, biological process: regulation of gene expression. The annotation marks the transcript as partial. The transcript has a single exon.
AUGGUUACUAAUAAUAAUGGGCGGACUAUUUUCCAUAGUGCUGUUAAACACAUAGAUGUUAUAAAGUACCUCAUUCACCAGUCUAACUGUGAUGUAAUGACUCCUGAUAGAUAUGGAAAUACUAUUCUACAUGAUGCAGCUAGUAUAGGAUUACUUGAUGUCAUGAAGUACCUCAUCAAUACUCAUCACUGUAAAGUAAUGGUUGCUAACAAUUAUGGUCAGACUGUUCUUCAUCGUGCUGUUAAACACAUAGAUGUUGUAAAAUACCUCAUUAAGGAGUGUAACUGUGAUAUAACAGUCACUGAUAAGGAUGGACGAACACCUCUUUAUAUUGCUGCCAGUUUGGGUACACCUGAAGUUGUUGAAUACUUUUUAUCAACUGGUAAUUGUGAUCCUUUGGCUAAAGACAAUGAGGGAAGGACACCAUUACAACUAGCUAAAGAGAGAGGUUAUGAUAGUUAUACUGUCAUUGCUAUCUUCAAGAAGUUUG